AUGGAAAAAGUGACAGAAAUUACAGUUCAUCCAGACACAGAUAGACCAACUAAGGCCUGGGAAAAGAUCAAAGUUCAACAGAAACAGAGAAAAAUCAAACCAAUGGACUCGACUACGCCUAUUAGUGAGGAUAAAAUACGUUUUGUGUGUAUAUCAGACACCCAUACAGUGUUAGAGAAAACUCCAGAUUAUCAUCUGCCUCCUGGUGAUGUUUUGAUACACGCUGGAGACUUUUCAAACAUCGGUAGACCUAAUGAAAUUCAAAGGUUUAAUACUUAUUUAGGUACUCUACCAUAUAAAGUAAAAAUAGUGAUAGCUGGAAACCACGAUAUGACUUUUGAUGCUGAAAUGGUAGAGAAUCAUAGAGCCAGAAUGUUUCAUUCCUUUUGUAUUACCACAGCUGUAUUAGAAGAUAAACUGAAAGAAUACAAUAUCUCAAGUGUUAAAGAAUUGUUAAAGAAUUGUAUUUAUCUUGAAGAUCAAGAACUGACAUUAUGUGGUAUAAAAUUUUAUGGAACUCCCUGGCAGCCUGAAUUUGGUGGUUGGGGUUUCAAUCUAAAACGUGGUCGAGAAUGUUUAGAUAAAUGGAAUCUUAUACCAGAUAAUACUGAUAUUUUAAUAAGUCAUGGUCCUCCUAUAGGUUAUGGAGAUAAAUGUUUUGGAGAGAAUAGAGCAGGAUGUGUUGAAUUACUAUCAACUAUACAGAAAAGGGUACAACCUAAAUAUUUGGUCAUAUAUUUUCAUCAGUCUUCUUAUGGAGUUACUACAGAUGGCAGAACAACUUAUAUCAAUGCAUCAACAUGUACUUUACGUUAUAAAGCUAGUAAUCCACCAAUAGUAUUUGAUUAUCCUAUACCUGAUGGACAUACUAAAUCAGAAUUAUUAAAUUUCCGAAGAUAA
Molecule: messenger RNA, 900 nt
Organism: Lottia gigantea (owl limpet)
Lineage: Eukaryota; Metazoa; Mollusca; Gastropoda; Lottiidae
Exons: 6
Coding region: 1-900 (299 amino acids)
Molecular function (GO): hydrolase activity
Source: RefSeq, a predicted model, not a curated record